This is a messenger RNA of Rotaria sordida, 990 nucleotides long. The record is from the annotation of a GenBank genome assembly. Lineage: Eukaryota; Metazoa; Rotifera; Eurotatoria; Philodinida; Philodinidae.
AUGUCUAUCUUAAUUAAAAAUGAAUGCCCAGGCAGUACUGGUCAAAAACAACAACAGGUAUUAAUAAUCAGUGGUUAUCAACAAAUUCUUUUUUAUAAAUCUUAUAAAAACCGCAAUGAAAGAUUAUGCUCCAAAGAAGAACGAACAUGGAAAGAUCGAAUAUUCAAUCAGAUUAGAUUAGACGAAGUGAACAGUUCCCAACGUAAUCAUGCAUCAUCAUGGCUUCGUAAAGUGGCAGCAUCAAUGCAUUUCGGUAUAGAUACAUAUGCACUUAGUGUUGAUUUACUUGAUCGAUUUUUGGCUACACUUAAAGUUCGUCCUAAAUUUCUGGAAUGUUUGGCUGUCGGUUGUUUGUAUAUAGCGGCCAAAUGUAAAGAAGAAGAUGAUACAAUUCCUAUAACACCAGAAUUUGUUAUCGAUUGUAAUGCAAGUUGUUCAGCUAAUGAGCUUCUUCGUAUGGAACGUUUAAUUUUAGAAAAAUUUAAUUGGUAUGCUGAUUUUGUAACAUCAGUAGAUUUUUUACAAAUUUAUUUUGCACUUUUACUACUUAAAUCUAAUAGUCAACAUGAAGGAAAUGAUAAUGAAAAAAUUUUAGUUGAAAAAUAUGUUGAUUUAGAAUUAAAAUUAGCAUCAUGUUUACAACAUCAUCGUUUAGCUACGUUUAAACCAAGAAUUCUUGCAUUAGCUUUAAUAAGUUUAGAAUUAGAAAAACAACAAGUAUUAGAACCUGAAAUCAAUAUUGAUUGGCUUGCUUCUAUUACUUAUUUACAACAUUUAGCAAAAAUUGAAAGUGAUGCUUUAUUAUCAUGUCGAGAUUUGAUUGUUCGUCUGUCACCAUCAUAUAAGGUUGUUCGAUUGGAAUUAUCUGAUCUUGCUUUUAUAUCCCGUGCUUAUAAUUCUUCAAGUUCAUUGAAACCAUUGAUUAAUUUAUCUGGUCGACCAACCUAUGCCGAUGUUGUUUGUGGUCGUGCUGCUCCUGCUGCCCAAUAA